AGUGUUAUCUUACGUAUCAAUCAACCAACUUGUGCAUUAUAUAUCAAAAUAAAUGACCUAUUACCGUCAAGCGACGACAGGUGUCCAAAUAUUAAAAUCACAAAGUAUAUUUAUAAAUGUAUAAAAUGUAUACUCGAGUGACUAAUAUACGUCAACUAUAAACGACAAUUUUAUAAACAUGCUCAGCUUAUAAAAACUUCUAAAUAAUUUCCGCACAUUGCAGCUACUAGAACUUUCAUAUACGCCGUGCGGCAAAUCACAAGUUGUCAUUUUCAAUGAUAUGGAACGAUGCUCUCUGAGGAUGUGAAAGUUAAUUAUUAAGUCUCUGCAAAAGACAAUCGCGUAACUCAUACAUAUAUUACACAUGCUUAAGUUUUACGCAUGAAUUUUGCUACAUAAUAUUAGAGAGGAUAAGCAUGUAUAGCUAGAAGAUAAUUUUUUGUUGUAAUAUUGUUAUUCAUGAUACACAGAGAUGACAAAAUUACGUGGAGCAUAUCCCAUUACGUAACAGGAUUAAAUGUUAAAAUAUCAACAAUUAAUAAUAGACGAUCAAAGAGUAUAUGAGCAAUAGUCGAACAGCUUUCCUAUGGUUGCAAAUUUCUGUUGGUUUGAAUUUUGAGUUUCUACUCCACUGCACUGCAGAGCAGGUAGAAAUAAAAAAAUUAAUUUUGCGCGAAGGCGAAUGACCUCCAGAUAGAUCGGGUGUAACACGUACUUAUUUCUAUACAUCGCUGCGGUGUAACACGUGAAAGUGAUAUUUAUUUAUCAUGAGAUAAGGAUUAUAAUAAUUAUUGUAUUGUGAUCAAUGCUUAUGGAAAAUUGGUUUUUCUUUCAGCAAUCGUCAUAUGAGCGAAAAUCCGACAAGAAUCGCUGGAAAAAAAUAAUGCUCGCUCGGCCAAGUAAUAAAUUAUAUAUAUAUAUAAGAAUGAAAAUAAAUUAUCUAUAUAGAAACGGGAAAUAUAAACAUUUACGCAUAAACAAAAGACAAAUUAAAAUGUCAAUACCACUAUAACAAUGGCUUAAAACGUCAUCGACAAUUUCGCAUACAUCAAGUCCCCCAAUGAAAAUUUCACUCACAGCCACACCAUAAUCACGCUCGAGCUCGCGAUUCACCUCACGUCCCAUAUAUAUAUAUAUACACACGUAAAAGCACGUGCGCGUCGACGAAAAUCCCGAGUUCGUCAAACCCGCGCGAGCAAUCGCAGGAACAUAUUCGCCGGACACUGACCUGCGUGUACAUCAGUGCAGCAAUGGAAAGGAUCACGAUUUCCUCGUUUAAAUCGGAAAGUGAGUCGCGCGCUUUAUAAAAUAGCCUUGAACUCGACACUCGAGCCGUCAUUUAGGUCAGACGGUCGCGAGGCGUUAAACAGGUGUGCGUGUGUGUAUAUACCUCUGCAUCGCUCUGUGCACGAUAAACACUUUUUCUCGUUUUAAUUUUUAUAUCGUUUGCAUGUAUAAUGCGAUUUUUAUGAAUAAUUUUGAGAAUCCAGCGAUAGCCAAUUUAAUACACGUGUGAAGCUUUAUACAUUGAUCGGUAAGAAGUGCUGAUACAUUAUACUCGAAAAUUCAAAAGUAGGGCGAAAAGUGAAUUUUUGCGAGAGUUUUGCCAGACGGUAUAACGAACGUUCUCGAGCCCAUAAUUCUUUCGGCUCGCUCGAGAAGCUGGCAUCGAUGACCGAUCCGAUCAUCAAAUACAAGAUAAAACCGAGAAACGUUCGGCAACAAUUUCGAGAAAUCAAACACGCAACCAGCUCCUUUGUCUCGUCGAUUCCGUGAAAAAUCGGCAAUAGCCUCGAAUAUUCCACGCAUCUCCAGGCGUGAAAUUAGCUCGAAUAUAAGAGUUGACUCGUCGACACCGGUUUUCUGGAUACACAUAUCGCGCACGUUCGCAUCGUCGGCUCGAUAUAAGAGUGAGCUUUCUAUCGAAAGUUUAUGCAUAAUUGAUGACGGCCUGCUGGAGUAGCGGUUCGUCCCGACGUCUGCGCGCUACCCAAUUUCAGUUGGAGUUGGUCGUUCAGCUGCGAAGGAUCGUAUAUAAGUUACUCGUGCGAUUUUGAGUUUGAUUUUUUUUGUUGGUUUGUGGAAUCGAAUAGAAUAGACACACGAUGGACGUGAAGCUUUUGAUAUGCCUGAGUGGAUUUUUCGCCGUUACGAUGGCUGCACGACAGGGCCACGCUUAUUUUAACAGUACGGCGCAUGCCCUGAAGGUCUACGGGCACAGCUACUACAACCCGAUGACGGGCGAGCCUCUCCAGGGCACGAUAGACGACACCGGGAGGCUGCCCUUCGCCACCCCCAAGAUAAGCUUCAGAGGACUGCCCUGUGCUUGCGUCGACUCGAGCUGCGGAUGUUGCGCCGGUCUCAACAUCUCGGCCAUAAAAUUCGACCGGAGAUACUGCGCGAACUUCACCUACGACUCGUCCCAGCUCACCAUCGACAUGAAGGUCAUGAUGAACGAGAACGAGAUCUACAAGACUAGUGUCUCGGCGCGAAACCCGCCUCCGGUCUGCGUCCCUCUGCCCUACGUCCCGGUCCUGGACUUCUGCCUUCGACUCUACGACCUGUCGGUCCCCGAAGGCGGCAACCUGCAGACCUGCAUCGACUUCGAGACUCGUCUGGCCCAGUCGCCGCUUCUGGUCAUGCACUUCAACUGCGUCCGAGUGGGCUCUCAGGGCAUCUCCUGGGUCAAACCCGGCGACGCUGAAGCUGACGCCAACGGCACCGACUCCGCGACACCAUUGGCUGUGGUGAACAUUCAACCGGUACCGACGACCACGGAGGUCUACGACGAGGUGAAUUUCGAAGUGGCCGACUCGACGGAGAGCGACGGAUAUGCCAUCAACGGAACGACUCUGUCGCCGGAAGAGGAGGACAAAAUCGGCGAGCACAGGUUCACCGGGUGAUAGCCGAAUUCGAAGGUGUAUGUAGUCAUAUAAGUAUUUAUUUGCGAGUCCUGUGCUUCAUUGUGAUACGGAAGUAGUAUAUAGGCAUUCGAUUUAUUCGUCCAUCGUGUAUGGGAUGUUUUAUUUUAUCAUCACGUACUUACCAGUAUAUAUAUAUAUAUAUGUGAGUGAGUGCCAGCGUCGUAUUUAUUGUAUUCUAUUUAUGAGAACGAAAAUAAAAUUUAUAUAGCAAAAAUUGAAUAAACGCACCUCGUUAUUAUUUCACACGUAAAAUCCCCAAUGCACAAACAAGCCGUCAUCGUCACUUUCUCAAAAAAAAAAAAAAAAAAAAAAAAAAAAAAAAA
Molecule: messenger RNA, 3247 nt
Organism: Nasonia vitripennis (jewel wasp)
Lineage: Eukaryota; Metazoa; Arthropoda; Insecta; Hymenoptera; Pteromalidae
Exons: 3
Coding region: 2106-2903 (265 amino acids)
Source: RefSeq, a predicted model, not a curated record